Molecule: messenger RNA, 1863 nt
Organism: Naumovozyma castellii
Lineage: Eukaryota; Fungi; Ascomycota; Saccharomycetes; Saccharomycetales; Saccharomycetaceae
Exons: 1
Coding region: 1-1863 (620 amino acids)
Source: RefSeq, a predicted model, not a curated record
AUGAGCAACGUCAGCAUGUCUUCCCAAGAGUUGAAGGAACUAGGAAACAAAACCUAUAAGGAAAAAGGUUACGAACAAGCUGUCCACUAUUUCACAAGUGCGCUGUCACAACCAUCCACUAAUAAGCAUAUCUUGUACUCAAAUAGAGCCGCUGCUCAUAUUGGUUUGAAACACUAUGCUGAAGCAUUAGAAGAUGGGAAAAAUUGUGUCGAGUUGGCCCCCAAUUGGGAUAAGGGAUAUUCCAGAGUAGGAGUUGCAUAUUUGGGUUUGCAGAAACUGGAUGAAGCAGAGGAAAACUUUAAGAAGGCCCUACAAUUGAAUGAGCAGAACGUUCAUGCUAAGAAGGAAUUAGCUUACGUGAAGUACCUACAAAUUCAACGUAAGAAAGCGGCCCAGAAACCUAAAACCGCUGAACCAAAGAAGAAGACACCUGAACCAAAGAAAAAAACCAGAAAGUCAAAAAAGAAAACUUCUGAACAGGAGAACAAGCCAUUUGUGACAAAAAUAAACGCCUCACCACCAAAGGAACAUGGUAUUUAUACAUAUACUUUGGAGGACUUGUUCACACGUCCAAAUAUUCUUGAAGAAUUGGAUUCUGACCCUUCCACAAAGGAAAUGAUGACGGAUCCAGUUCUCAGAAAUAAGAUUGCGAACUACAAUGAGAGUUCGAGUGCUUUCAAUGAUGAUGAUCCACGAAUGGCGAUUAUUAUGCAAACUCUUGGUAAACUCAGCUUGAAGGAGAGAAAAGCUAAUGGUGAAGCUCCUGAAAUGUCCUUCACAGAACCAGAUAUGAAUGAGGACAUAAGGAAACAUGUCAGAUCUCAAAUGAAGGAAAAAAGCCAGCAAAAACUAUCACCUGAAGAGACUGAGAAAAAAAGACGUGCUGACGAAGAAAAAAGAAUCGGUAAUGACUUGUAUAAGAAGCGCAAUUUCAAAGAGGCUAUUAUCCAUUACACAAAGGCAUGGAAUACUUUCCAAGAUAUUACUUAUUUAAAUAAUAUUGGGGCAGCCCAAUUUGAAAGAGGUGAUUAUGGUAACGUUCUCAAGUCCUUGGGCCAAGCUGUCUUCUUUGCCGAACACACUAAUCCUGAACCUCAAGUGUUGGCAAAGUCAUAUAUUCGUAUGGGUAAUGCCUAUCAUAGAAUAUGGGAUCAUGAGCAUGCAAUCACCGCUUAUGAAUAUGGAUUAAUGCUAAAUGGUAAUGAGGAGCAUAAAAAGAAAUUGGCAAGCCUACGUGUUGAAUUUGAAAAGGUAAAGAAGGGGGAAUUUAUAGAUCUACAGAAGUUUGAAGAAGCUCGUAUUGAAGGGAAGCAACAUUUUCUUAACAGAGAAUAUUUUAAAGCUAUGAAGUGCUACACCGAAAUGAUAAAAACCAAUCCUACCAGCCCCGUUGGUUGGUGCAAUAGAGCUGCAGUCUUCGAAAAAUUAUUGACUUGUCCACAGGUGAUCGAUGAUUGUGAUAAAGCAAUCAGCGUUGAUCCGUCAUAUAUAAAGGCGUAUGUCAGAAAGGGAUUUGCCCAAAUUACUGAAAGAGAUUUGGAUGAAGCCCUGGAGACAUGGGAGAGCGGGGAUGCGGCCAAUAAGAAGUACCAUGGUAAUGAGAAGAACGAACUGCUAGAAUCGCUCCAUAGUAAAGUCUUAUUUGAAAUUCACAGGCCAAAAAGACAGGGGACUAGGGAAGAGAUUAGGGCUAAGGCGAUGCAAGUUCCUGAAGUGGUCGAGGCUCUUAAUGACCCAGUUUUAAAAGAUCUUCUAAUGCAAAGCCAAACAAAUCCUUCUGCUUUGGAAGAACACAUGGAUAAUGCAGACAUCAUGAAUAAGAUGCAGACCUUGAUGAGACAUGGUGUGAUUGGAGAUUGGUAG